Molecule: messenger RNA, 795 nt
Organism: Chrysemys picta bellii (western painted turtle)
Lineage: Eukaryota; Metazoa; Chordata; Testudines; Emydidae
Source: RefSeq, a predicted model, not a curated record
AUGCUGCUGCUGCUCCUGCUCACCAUGGCUUUCCCCCUCGCCCCCGGGGCUCAGGCUGGGGAGAUCAUCGGGGGACGGGAAGCCGAGCCUCACUCCAGACCCUACAUGGCCUUUGUGGAGAUAAAGAAAGGAGAAAAUCAAAGCAACAUGUGUGGAGGGUUCCUCAUCCGGGAGGACGUGGUGGUGACGGCUGCUCAUUGUAAUUGCAACCUGGGCGACAUCACUGUGCUGCUGGGGGCCCACAAUAUUUCAAGGAUUGAACCAGGGAGGCAGGAGACCUGGGUACGUCGCCGAAUUCCCCAUCCAGAAUACAACGAUGAAACAUAUGAAAAUGACAUCAUGCUGCUGCAGUUGGCCCAGGAGGCCAGACUGAGUGACCAGGUUCAGCUCAUCCCCCUGCCCCGCUAUGAGGAGAAAGUUAAACCGGGGUCCAUGUGCAGCGUGGCAGGCUGGGGUCAGACAAGUGUGUUCCCUGGGAAGACCUCAGACGUGCUGAUGGAGGUGGAUCUGGAGGUGAUGGAAGACAGGAACUGCAGCAGGCACUUUCUCAAUCACUAUAAACCUAGGACCAUGCUGUGUGCAGGGGAUCAGCAUCGCAGGAAAUCGUCUUUCAAUGGCGAUUCUGGGGGGCCCCUGGUGUGUGGCAGGGUGGCCCAGGGCAUCGUCUCCUUUGGUCCCAAUGACGCUUCCCCUCCUGAAGUGUACACACGGGUCUCCCAGUUCAUCCCCUGGAUAAAGGCAACGAUAGGAAAGCUACAAGCCCCGGACCCGCUGGAAUUCUCCUCAUGUCCCUGA